This is a messenger RNA of Coregonus sp. 'balchen', 19126 nucleotides long. The record is from the annotation of a GenBank genome assembly. Lineage: Eukaryota; Metazoa; Chordata; Actinopteri; Salmoniformes; Salmonidae.
AUGGAGAAAAAAAGGAAUCGCAAGCCGAACUGGACUGAGGAGCAAGGUUUGUUGCUGGCCCAGUUGGUGAACGAACAUAAAGGUAUGUUACGAGGAAAAUUUGGCCCAACUGUCACUAGCCAAGGCAAGAGGCGCGCCUGGGACACAAUAUCCCAAACAAUCAAUGCCUCUUUUCCACUGGUGGUGCGGACAGGCGACGAUUGUGAGAAAAGGUGGUAUGUGCUGCAGUCCAAGGCAAAAGAUGAGAUUGCAGCACACAAGCGGGAAUCCUCACUCACAGGUGAGCAAAAUACUAUGGCCUACCACAUAAUCUGGCAAUUUGCUCCUGCUGGCAAAGUUAAUUUACAUGCCUAAGUACUGUGUUCAUUGACUGUUUCUUUCUAGGGGGUGGACCACCUGCAAAGCGGCUGUCCCAGGUGGCCGACACUGUCUUUCAAGUCCUGGGACACUCUGAGGUCAGUGUCACCGGGCUGCCAACAGGCAUUGACACGUCAAUGAUGCAGGCCCUUGAAAUGCAGCAAAGGUAGGACACAGGGUUAUUCAUAUCAACAGUGUUUAUUCAUUGCAGAAGCCAUUUCAUGUGUUAUCCAUGCUCAUUGUAUUAAAUUAAUUUAAUCAAAACAAUAAUUAAACUAGGCCUAUGUAUUUCUGUAGCAUGGAGCCAUCACAAGAACCGGGCCCAUCAAGUUUGCCGCCUGAACCAUCUGCAGCUGCUACUCAGGAUAGCCCGGCGGAUCAAACACCAUUCCCAUCCGCAGCACCUGCUCCGUCAGCAUCCCUGCAGGAGAGAAGAUUGCAACUCACAAUUGAUGUGUUUGAACAACAAAAAAAAGUCCUUUCCCUUCAGGAGGAGUACUACCGCCUUAAAAUUGAACACCUAAAAAAUAAACCAUUUAGAGAUUGUGUUCUGUGUCUUGCAUUUAACAGUUGCAGGUGAUGUGCAGUAAAACUGUGGUAGUUCUUAAUACCAUCACAAGUUCUCAAAUGACAUGGGGCUACAGCUUGCCUGAAAUGUAAAUUUGUGAAGUUUGCCCUGUAAGGCAGUCCACUCUGGGCUAGGUUCCCCUGUGGAAUGUGAAUAUCUUCUUCACCACCAUCCUCAUCGUUGUCUCCAUCCUCAUCCUCAUCGCCAUCCUCCAGAGGUUCUGCAAUCUGUCUAACCUUGCAAAUAUUGUGUAAUAUUGCACAGGCUAUGAUGAGUUUGCUGACUUUUUCAGGCCUCAGCCGCACCUCUCCGUGGAGAACAUGAAAGCGCCUCUUAAACUGGCCUAUGCCACGCUCCACCACCGCUCUUGUUGUCUUGUGGGCCCUACAAUAGAAUACAGACCUUUAAUUAUUUGAUGGAAAUAUUGCACUACUUGGAUGCUCUAACAUAUUGCUUGCAUUUCAUUUCCAUGAUUUUUGUAUUGUUUGGCUUACCUGUUAUAGUUUAGUUGGGGCCCUUGGCGUGGCUGGAGGUAAGGUGUAAGGAGCCAUGGUUUGCAUGGGUAGCCACUGUCCCCUAACAAGUGGCAAUUAGCUGGCACAUAGCGUCUCUCAAAAAGCUGUCUGAUGCCACUCUCGGAGAGCAUUCUCGCAUCAUGUGUGGAGCCUGGCCAUUUAGCCACAAUGUCCAAAAUCUUCCAGGCCGCAUUGAACACUAUUUGCACAUUGAUGCUGUGGAAAUUCUUCCUGUUAACAAAGACAGCCUCGUCCUCUGAUGGCGCAAUUAUUCUCACAUGUGUUCCAUCAAUUACACCCACAACGCCAGGGAAUCCUGCAAUGUCCAUAAAUGCCCUUUUAUGUGUGUGUAAAGUGCGGGCAUCCAGCGGGAAUGAAACAAAUUGUGUCACAAUAUUAGGUUGUGACAAAGCUGUCAGUGUUUGGGUGAUGACUCUGCUGACGGAGGAUUGGGACAGACCCAAGUCAUCACUGCUGCAUUGUUGCAUUUUCCCUGUUGCCAAAUACCUCAGGGUUGUGAUUACUUUCUUCUCCGGUGUAAUAGCGUUGUGGCGUCGAGUUGGUGAAGUAAUUGCAUCUCUAAGGAGAUCCACCACAAACAUGAUUCCUGCACGAUCCAAUCUGUAGCGUCUCAAUAAUUCCCUGUCAUCCAGUGUUUGCAGGACAUCUCUCCUGCCUCCUCUGUUGGCCAUUUUGUGCAGCUGCUUAGGGUAACUCCUAAGCCACUAAAAGUCCUCUUCCCUGCUCUUAGCAGAUCUCGCCUUAGGAGCCCUUUUAAGCGCUAGGACUCUUGAGGAAUAGCUUUUAUAUUAACUGGGAUUUUCGUGUCACUUUUAGGGGAAAUUCUAAGAAAACGUCAUGCCUCUGAGAAUUUUCUUAGAAUUUGGCCGCUAGGAGCCACUUUUUGCACAAAAAUUCUUUAGAGAUACGGGCCCAGGUCAUCUGAUGCAGCACCCCAUCACUCUCCUUGGUCAAAUAGCCCUUACACAGCCUGGAGGUGUGUUUUGGGUCAUUGUCCUGUUGAAAAACAAAUUAUAUUCCCACUAAGCGCAAACCAGAUGGGAUGGCGUAUCGCUGCAGAAUGCUGUGGUAGCCAUGCUGGUUAAGUGUGCCUUGAAUUCUAGAUAAAUCACUGACAGUGUCAUCAGCAAAGCACCAUCACACCUCCUCCUCCAUGCUUCACGGUGGGAACCACACAUGCAAAGAUCAUCCGUUCACCUACUCUGCGUCUCACAACGACACGGCGGUGGGAACCAAAAAUCUCAAAUUUGGACUCAUCAGACCAAAGGACACAUUUCCACUGGUCUAAUGUCCAUUGCUCAUGUUUCUUGGCCCAAGCAAGUCUCUUCUUCUUAUUGGUGUCCUUUAGUAGUGGUUUCUUUGCAGCAAUUCAACCAUGAAGGCCUGAUUCACGCAGUCUCCUCUCCUCUGAACAGUUGAUGUUGAGAUGUGUCUGUUACUUGAAUUUAUUUGGGCUGCAAUCUGAGGUGCAGUUAACUCGAACUACCAUAUCCUCUGCAGCAGAGGUAACUCUGGGUCUUCCUUUCCUGUGGUGGUCCUCAUGAGAGCCAGUUUCAUCAUACCGCUUGAUGGUUUUUACGACUGCACUUGAAGAAAUUUCAAAGUUCUUUAACUUUUCCAGAUUGACUGACCUUCAUGUCUUAAAGUAAUGAUGGACUGUCGUUUCUCUUUGCUUAUUUGAGCUGUUCUUGCCAUAAUAUGGACUUGGUCUUUUACCAAAUAGGGCUAUCUUCUGUAUAGCCCCCCUACCUUGUCACAACACAACUGAUUGGCUCAAACGCAUUAAGAAGGAAAGAAAUUCCACAAAUUAACUUUUAACAAGGCACACCUGUUAAUUGAAAUGCAUUCCAUGAAGCUGGUUGAGAGAAUGCCAAGAGUGUUCAAAGCUGUCAUCAAGGCAUCAAGGGUGGCUACUUUGAAGAAUCUCAAAUAUAAAAUAUAUUUUGAUUUGUUUAACACUUUUUUUGGUUACAACAUGAUUCUAUAUGUGUUAUUUCAUAGUUUUGAUGUCUUCACUAUUAUUCUACAAUGUAGAAAAUAGUAAAGAUAAAGAAAAAGCCUUGAAUGAGUAGGUGUGUCCAAACUUUUGACUGAGGGAAAAAAGUAUUUGAUCCCCUGCUGAUUUUGUACGUUUGCCCACUGACAAAUAAAUUAUCAGUCUAUAAUUGUAAUGGUAGGUUUAUUUGAACAGUGAGAGACAGAAUAACAACAAAAAAAUCCAGAAAAACGCAUGUCAAAAAUGUUAUAAAUUGAUUUGCAUUUUAAUGAGGGAAAUAAGUAUUUGACCCCCUCUCAAUCAGAAAUAUUUCUGGCUCCCAGGUGUCUUUUAUACAGGUAAUGAGCUGAGAUUAGGAGCACACUCUUAAAGGGAGUGCUCCUAAUCUCAGCUUGUUACCUGUAUAAAAGACACCUGUCCACAGAAGCAAUCGAUCAAUCAGAUUCCAAACUCUCCACCAUGGCCAAGACCAAAGAGCUCUCCAAGGAUGUCAGGGACAAGAUUGUAGACCUACACAAGGCUGGAAUGGGCUACAAGACCAUCGCCAAGCAGCUUGGUGAGAAGGUGACAACAGUUGGUGCGAUUAUUCGCAAAUGGAAGAAACACAAAAUAACUGUCAAUCUCCCUCGGCCUGGGGCUCCAUGCAAGAUCUCACCUUGUGGAGUUGCAAUGAUCAUGAGAAUGGUGAGGAAUCAGCCCAGAACUACACGGGAGGAUCUUGUCAAUGAUCUCAAGGCAGCUGGGACCAUAGUCACCAAGAAAACAAUUGGUAACACACUGCGCCGUGAAGGACUGAAAUCCUGCAGCGCCUGCAAGGUCCCCCUGCUCAAGAAAGCACAUAUACAGGCCCGUCUGAAGUUUGCCAAUGAACAUCUGAAUGAUUCAGAGGAGAACUGGGUGAAAGUGUUGUGGUCAGAUGAGACCAAAAUCGAGCUCUUUGGCAUCAACUCAACUCGCCGUGUUUGGAGGAGGGGGAAUGUUGCCUAUGACCCCAAGAACACCAUCCCCACCGUCAAACAUGGAGGUGGAAACAUUAUGCUUUGGGGGUGUUUUUCUGCUAAGGGGACAGGACAACUUCACCGCAUCAAAGGGACGAUGGAUGGGGCCAUGUACCGUCAAAUCUUGGGUGAGAACCUCCUUCCCUCAGCCAGGGCAUUGAAAAUGGGUCGUGGAUGGGUAUUCCAGCAUGACAAUGACCCAAAACACACGGCCAAGGCAACAAAGGAGUGGCUCAAGAAGAAGCACAUUAAGGUCCUGGAGUGGCCUAGCCAGUCUCCAGACCUUAAUCCCAUAGAAAAUCUGUGGAGGGAGCUGAAGGUUCGAGUUGCCAAACGUCAGCCUCGAAACCUUAAUGACUUGGAGAAGAUCUGCAAAGAGUAGUGGGACAAAAUCCCUUCCGAGAUGUGUGCAAACCUGGUGGCCAACUACAAGAAACGUCUGACCUCUGUGAUUGCCAACAAGGGUUUUGCCACCAAGUACUAAGUAAUGUUUUGCAGAAGGGUCAAAUACUUAUUUCCCUCAUUAAAAUGCAAAUCAAUUUAUAACAUUUUUGACAUGGACUUUUCUGGAUUUUUUUGUUGUUAUUUUGUCUCUCACUGUUCAAAUAAACCUACCAUUAAAAUUAUAGACUGAUCAUGUCUUUGCCAGUGGGUAAACGUACAAAAUCAGCAAGGGAUCAAAUACUUUUUCCCUCACUGUAUAUAUAUAUCCAAAAAGGUAGAAGUUUGUGAUGCUAUUUAACCCCAAACAAUGUCCAUAUAUAAUCCUCAAAAGGGGGGAAGCAUAUACAUAAAAACAGAUUAAUUAUAUGCUUAUAAGCAUCAUUCUGACGAUUAUGCAUGUUUAAGAUGUAACACAUCAUCUAAUAGGUCGAAGAUUAGGAUUUAUUGACUAAUCUCAUUAUUUUAUCUAGAGUGGUUCAUUUGAACACUCAUACCCAUUGUGAUUGAUGGGUUUCCUUUGAAUGUAUUUUGAGGUGAGCUGAAUUGGGCCCUGAGUGCUUUUGCUAUGAAAAAUGACUUGGGGUUGCGUCCCAAUGCACCCUAUUCCCUAUGUAGUGCACCUUUUUUGACCAGAGCCCUAUGGGGUCAAAGGUAGUGCACUAUAUAGGGAAUAGGGUGCACCCUUGAAUUGAAUAGCAGGUUGUAGCUGUGAUGUAAUUUUAGUUGUCGUGUAAUAAAUUGUGUGAUGACCUCACCCUUGCUGUAAUUCUCUCUCUAUGCCCCCAUCCUGGCUCUUUUACGCACACACACACCUAUAAUAACAUACACACAAUGCAAUGAUACACUUCAAUCACAUAUGGUAUGGCAUAUCUUGUAUAGAAUCUUGUAUCUUGUAUCUUGCACACACACACACUUUGUGAGGACUUUUUGGGGACCAACUAUUGAUUCCCAUUCAAAAUCCUAUUUUCCCUAACCACUAACUCUAAACGUAAUCCCAAACCCUAAAUGUAAACCUAACCCCAACCCUAAACCUAAUUCUAACUGUAAACCCUAAACCUAAAAUACCCUUUUUGCAAGUAAGGACAAGCACAAUGUCCUCACUUCUCUGAAUUUUUGUUGGUUUACUAUUCUUGUGAGGACUUCUGGUACUUACAAGCAGUGGCGGCUGGCCGAUAGAGGGCGCUAGGGCGCCGCCCCCUUAAAUAAAAUUAUUUAAAAAAAUAAAAUAAAAAAUAAAUAAAAAUAAUAAUAAUAAUAAUAAAAACAUCAGUAUGUCAAUAUUUGUGUGUUUGAAAUAUGGAAUGCACACAGUAAUAUGUGUAAGAUAUGAUAGAAAAUCAUAUUCGCAAUCGCAACCUUUCCUCUGCCUGUCAAACGCCUCGUCAGCUCUGGGCGAUACAGAAAGUGCCCCGAGGAGGCGGGUCUACGUAGCAGUUAAGCCAAUUGCUAAUUUAAGAUAUGAAUGUAUGACAUAAAAUGUAGCUAAUCAGCGAUUUUAAUUAGAAUCCAAGGAGGGCGAUUAUUUUAUCGCCCCAAGCUCGCCCCUGAUAAAAUAAGGACCGGGCUCCAGUGGCGCCAUUUUUACUAGACGACAAUGGCGAGCGCAAACGUUACUCCUCCAAGACCCAACCCUAACUCGGUGAAAUCUCUCCUCCAAGAUCCGUUUGAGAGGAGAACUUUGUCAGAGAAAGUUCGGGUGAAAGAGCUGGGCCCAGAUCAACCUGACCUCUCAAUCAGACAGCAGGCUAGCGAGAAAGGGAAGCAGUAUAUGCGCGGCUUCUCCCGUAGCUGGUACACCAGGAAGGCUUGGCUAGCUGGGUGCACUGAUGCUAAUGCUUUAUUUUGCUUUCCGUGCUUGCUUUUUAAAACGACGGGGUCAGAUUCAGCAUGGACAGGUACCGGAGUGAGGGAUAUGAAGCACCUGUCAGAGAAGGUAAAGAAACAUGAGAACACCAGGGCACACAUGGACAACUCUGUAAAGCUAGCUGUAUUAGGAAGGGUGAACAUUGCUACGCAGCUGGAUGACGGCCACAGGAUUGCGGUGAGGAAACACAAUGAGGAGGUGGAUAAAAACAGGCACAUUCUAUCCAAAAUUAUCGAUUGUGUGAAGUUCUGUGGGGCUUUUGAGUUGGCCUUGCGUGGGCACGAGGAGACUGACUCCUCGGACAACCCCGGCAUUUUCCGGGGCUUAGUGGAUUUUGUUGCCUCCCUCGACAGUGUGCUGGAGGAGCACCUGAAGACAGCUACCGUUUUUAAGGGCACGUCAAAGACGAUACAGAACGAGCUGUUGGAAUGUAUGCUGUCAGUGCUUAAGGAUUACAUCCUGGAGGAAGUAAAGAGUGCUGAUUUUAUCGCCAUUCAAGCUGACGAGACGACUGACGUUUCCACCCACUAACGUGUUUCCAGACCAUCAGAGACUCUGGGAACUUUGAUGCCCCGACUGUCAGAGAGGCGGGGGGCUUUGUGAGGAUGCUCGAAGACGAGGCUUUCUGUUUUUUCCUGGCACUGUUCCACAAGAUCAUGCCAAAUGUGGACAUGCUUUUCAGCCAGCUGCAGAAGAGGAACAUCGACCCUGUCUUCAUUAAAGCACUUGUCCAGAGGUUCACAGACAGCAUGCUAACAAUCAGGUAAAUAACUAUAUUUACUAUUGGCUGAUAAAGAUGUUGUUAGAAAGAUGAAUAGUUCACUUACAACAGUUUAAAAGCCUAAAUGUGUCUGGUCAUCAAAGUGAGUGAUUAUCAUAGAGCCGUCACAAUUAUAUUUGUUUUAGUAUUUUAAAAGGAAAGAGAAGACACAAUCAGACGUUGAUAAUAAUGCAGGAAAGUACUACACAGUUUGUAAUAAUUAUUCAGGUGUCCACCAGGUCAAUUUCUAGAAGAGGCCUAGUUGUUAUUGAAGAUUAACUUUAUUGCUAAGUGCACAGCAGAACAAAAUGAUGUUGCAUCCCUCUCACAAAUGUAAUAGAAAAAGGCUUUAAAACGUAAUAACAUCAGUUAAUUAUGUACAUCACAGGUUAAAAGCAGUUACUAGACAUAGUUUGUGUGUAUAUACACACUAUCUGUCUGUCUGUCUGUCUGUCUGUCUGUCUAUAUAUAUAUAUAAAAUUCCUGUACAAAUAAGAUGACAGACACACACACACAGAGCAGCUCUGGCCGCAUGUUUCUUUGUAUAUAGUUGACCUUAGCAUAAAAAAUCCAGUUAUAUAUGGUACUCUAGAAAGUCUUAAUAGUGUCUUUGCUAAUAUUACUGUAUAUAUGUUGUUUUGUAUCAAUUAAUUGUUGCAGUUCUGGAGCACAUUAACAAUUAGUCACAUUUAGUAUGAUCAUAAAAUACUGUAUGCUAUUCUUCCAGUCAAAGGUUUGAGUUCAUCCACUUGAUAUCCAUUUCUAUAUUAUACAUCCUUUUAUACAGUGUAAGAUUUCCUAUAAACUUUAUAAUAAUUUCAUGUUAUUGUCCACUUUCCACUCUGUUCUGACAGCAUGCCUGUUGCGUUGCCUGUUUACUACCAAUGGUGAAAAGUUCACUUUAAAUGCAAAUGAAAGGCUUGGGUUUGUGUAAUAUGUUUUUGUGUAAGAAUGCCUCAACUUUUUAAUAUUGGCAUUAAAUAAUUACUGAAUGUUUCACUGAGCACUGCUGUCCUGCAGUUUGUGUUAAAAUAUAUCGCGAUGGUUACAGGAAAAAAAAAGUAUGGCACAGCCCCACCGAGAAUAUUUUUCACCAGCCGCCACUGCUUACAAGUAUAUUACAACGUGUAUACACACACAUACACACACACGCGCACACACGCACAGGUAGGCUAAAAAAGCUUGCCUUCACCUUGCCCUUUGGGCAACCUAACCAAAUCUUUGACCGAAAUCUCAUUCUGAUUCUGUCUGGCGCUAUUCUAUUCAGAUACUACUGUCCCGGUGGCCCGGUCCUGCCAAAUCGUGUUGCAUCAGGUCGAAGCAAUAAGGAUCAGUACGGUGGGGGAAAACAGGGAGCGCGCGCGCCAACAAAAAAGACGUGACGAGGCAGCCUAUGAGCUGUUACGCAACCACUGACCCACUAACACACAUUCUAGAGGGGAGAGGGAGAGAAACUGGAGCAAGCGCUCAACAUAACAGUCGGGACUCAAAGAAAAAGGGGAGACACGGCUACUAGUACGCUACAACCAGACUGACUAACCUCAGAGCAAGUAAAAGGAGCUAGAGCUGCACCGUAAGGUUUUUUUUCUCUCUCAAACAACUGAAACAACUAGCUAUUUGAUCAUUUCUAUUGAAAGGAAUAGAGGAUACGAACCAACUUCAACUGCGGAAGGCGAUUGCUUUGUGUCCGGCAUUGUGCAUUUUUUCCUGGAGACACGUCACUUGUUCGUAAAAGGUACGUUGGAGCACCAUUUAUGUGUGUACUUCGGUGUAAAUGUUCAAUUGGUUUGAAUGCUGGAUAAUGAAUUAUUUAGAAUGUGAUGUGUUUAAAAUUCCUACACUGUUGCGGAUUCAGAUUCUCAUGAUGCUUUUAGGAAUGGGUAUUGUUCACAUGCGGGCGACUCGCCCCUACCGGUAGACAGCCACUGUAUGUGUGACUUUGACUUAUUUGUAGUAUUUGUGGUUUAUUUUAAACCAAUUCCCUUUCACAAUUAUUUAUUCAUAGUGUAUAUUCCUCAAGCUUAGCAAAUUCUCAGUUUAAUUCAAUGCACUGUAUUAUAAAGUGGUGGGUGCUGUCGUAAAGAGAAGCCGAUGCACAUUGCUCAAUGCGCUCAAUGUCAGGUCGGGCGUUUUUUCCCUCAUGGUAUUUGGUCAAUGGAUGGAUAGUAGGUCCACUGCAAUAGAUUGGAAUAUCAACCCGUUUUGGGGGGUGGCCUCUUGCUGUGAAGAGCAUUGUCUGGAGUUUGAAGAAUAAUUGUAGUUUAAAACAUGUUUUUUCUUUCUUUACUUAAAAAUAUUUGUUUAAUCGUUUAUUUAAAUAUUUGGUUUAUUAACAUGCUGCUAAAUCUAAAUAGUAGGUGUGUGACCUAUAUUUUAUUUAUGGUUGUCAUUAAUAGCUUUGCUAGUUCUAAUAAUAGACAAGUAGGUUAAUUAUAGGCAAAGUGUACUGAAAACGAAUAUAACAUUUUCUUUAUUCAAGUGCAAUAAAUUGUCUGCUGGUGCAGGCAAGUUUGUCAUUAUUGAUUUCGUUCCUAUCGGUGACCUCCUUUUGUCGUGUUGUAAGUCAGAACCUCAGGCAUUCCAUGUGCCUGGCGAGGACGUUCGGCCGUCACGUGUAGCUUUUCUCUGGAACUUGGAACAAGAGUUAUUACUAGCUAUAAGUCUUGCAUUUGCACCCUUUCUAUGUCAUUAGUCAUUCUAUGUGAUAAAUAUCUGGUCAAAACUAGAUAUCUCAUGGAAUUUUGGCAUAAAGGAUAGUUAUAAUCAUGUUAUUACACAUCUAUAAGCAGUGCGAAGCAGUCUUUGGCUGGCUGAGGGGUGGAAUGGCAUAUGACAUAAUAGCUAUGCACUAGUAAGCUACACAGGAGAAUGAGAGGAGGAGAAUGCAUACAAUCAGGGAGUCUUUCAUGAGGGCUGGUGGAAAGUAUGCAGAAUUAAUUCAUAGACAAAGAUCUGCAAGCAUAUGCCUUGAUAUUUAAACAUUGGGAAUAUCACACACAUAUAUAUAUAUAUAUAUAUAUAUAUAUAUAUAUAUAUAUAUAUAUAUAUAUUCUAGAGCUAUUUGUAUUUGAUAGACCUGUUGCAAAGUAAAACCAGGUGUUGCCAAUCAAGACUUAUGCCCUGAGGUUUCCACUGGCCAUAUGUUUAACGUUUACCACUAGCCGAUACAGGAUUUCCCAGAGCCUAAGCAAAUGAUGUUACAGUCAUCUCUAAAUCAAUACAACUAUAUUUAUAUAUUUCUUGCAAAACCUGUACUAAAACACUCAAGUCCUAUUUAGGUGUAAUUACACCAAUUAUAACAGGUGGUUUAAAUCAGGUAUUUUCCUCCAGUCUGUAUAAAGUUUUUGUUCCCAUGGGAUCAUAUUGGGACUAGCUCUAUUGCGUAAUUAAAAUAAUAAAUCAAAAACAGGACUUGUGUGUGUUGAGUUGGCCAACUCCGGGACAUGAUGCAAUAGAGGGAAACCCCUCAGCCGGCAGAGCAGCAGUCACUGUGAGAUUUUUAGGAUGCUGCCAGUUGGUCUGUUUACAAAACAGCCUUUCUUUCCCAGUCAUUUCAAUAUUGGUCAAACUAGUCUAACUCAGACUGGGGGAAAGCAGGAUGUGUGGAAAGACUCAGAGCUACAUUUUGGUCUACAACUCGGUUCACUGUAACGCCCUCCUAACACUUAAUCAGGAGGGCUUUUCUUUAACUUUGCCAUACUGCCUCUUUGACCGACUUCUAAUGAAGUGUGUACCUGCCUGGUAUGCGCUGGCCAUAUAACACUAGAAGGCACACAUUUUGGGGGUUCGUAGUACUUAGUUGACUCCUGCCGCUCCUAGAGUUAGCCUCUGUGGAAUCCGAAGUAGCUGAACACUUUGGCUGCCCGAUAGUGAAGUCACUUUUAGGGUACUUUAAUCUAGGCUUUAACCUUGAAGGGUGCAUGGAUUUACACCUAGCAAACAACACCCUCAUUUUAUUGCAAGUGAAUGGAGAGCAGAAGUCCAUGUUACAUUAUUACAGAUCUUUAUGGGUAGGAGUUAUAGAGUGAUUAGUGAGGUUUGGUGCCAACUUUGUUGGUCAAUUGGAACUUAUUGGCCUAUUCAAAUUAUGUUAAGUACAUCAUAAAUGGACAUUGAUAAGAACAUUAAUAAGGAACAUUGAACAUUAAUAAGGUGCAUUUCCCUAGAAGCAGACAGAAAAGAAGGAGGUAGCCUCGUCCCCAAGCCCAUGUGACAGAGAGGAGGACAUGCUUAUAUAGAACUCAGAGUUGACCUAGAAUGUCUUCCUAGAUUCUAGUUGCCUUUUCUUAGAAGACCUAAAAUGGAGGCGCCCUGACCGGCCUCUCCAGCACGCGUCCAUUUAUGUGGGUGGCUCAUCAUGUCUGGGAGAUGGAGGGAAAAAGGGAUGCUUUGCAUUACUCAGUCUUGCCUUUGGGGGGUCAAAGGUGAUGGUGAAACGCCUGAGAACUGCUUUGGCUGUGCUAACAUUUCCCAUCCGUCUUUAACAUCUCCCCCCAGCUAAACUCGCUGGUGGUGAAAUCCUGGCUGUGAGUGAGUCAUUCCUAGGGCUUGAUAAUUGUGUGGGAAGCAAGGGAGAUUCUGGCUUUUGAAAAUCUUCAAUGCUUUUUUCUUUGUAUUAUCCCUUUGGGAUGAUAAUUUGGCUAUAGCAUACAGUAUUUACUGCAAUAUUACAGAGAGAAUUCAACCUCAGUGGGUGACCUGUAGGUGUGGCUAAUAUUUAGCAUUAAACAAGCUCUGCUUUGUAAGCUUGUCACAAUGACAUUCAGAACACGAGCACAUCAGCCCGGUCGCUCACAGCUCUAUGAAAUAUGAUAUGUCGGAUUUUGGCAUGGAACAUGGGUGUGUGCCAUCUCUGACGUCAAUGCUUAUUUUUCUUUUAAAAAAUCAUAUUAAAAAACAAAUUGUCUCUAAUGCAUGCUGUUUAUCAUCUGCAUAGAGAUAGCCUAGAGUCUAGAGACCCCUCCCGGUGUCAAAGAGAGUAUCCAGGAAUUAAUGUUGCGUAUCACCAGGGGUUUUAUAAUCCGAUUUUGCGCUGCUGACGUAGGCUAUUCAAGUUUAAAAUAAAUAAAUAAUUACAUCGUACCGCAGUGUCUGUAAAAUUCCUCUCAUGUCGUGUCCACCAAUUGAAAUCCUCUAAGCCCUCCCCUCCAGCCUUCCUCCCCAAUACCCAUUCUCUAUCACUCUAUUUUUAGAGCGCACUAUAAUCCCUCCCCCUCUCUAUUUUCCUCCCUCUCCAGCUCUAUUUACCUAUUUUAUGGCACGCAGUCAAAGACAGAGAGCAAGCUCUGUUUAAAUCAAAUCACAUUUAUUUGUCACAUGCGCCGGAUAGAACUUUACCAUGAAAUGCUUACUGAUGAGCCCUUUCCCAACCAUGCAUAGUUAAAGAAAUAAGAAAAAUCAAAAUAAUAACGCGAGGAAUAAAAUACACAAGAAUGAAGCUAUAUACAGGGAGUACCAGUACCAUAUCAAUGUGCAGGGGUACGAGGUAGUUGCGGUAGAUGAAGAUGCGCAGCGCUCCGUUUCUAGGUCAGUGGGACAUGCAGUGCGCCCUCUUUCUCUCUCCCCCUCCCUCUUCCUCCCUCCCUCUCGCCCUUCUUUUGAUCGAUGCGUGGAAACAUUGUGACGUUCUAAUUUUCUGUUAUCUCUCGCUACUUUGUCUCUAAAACAUACUACAUCCUCUAGUAUUAUGUCUGGGCGAAAACCAAAACUGAGACAGACAGAAAGAUGGCUCAACUGGUGGCUGUGGUGAUUCUUUGGGGGGAAGAAAGACAGCAGAGCAAAAGAGGAGGGAAUUCCUAUCUGACUGUCUCCCACUGAAAAAAAAGACUGAGAAAAGUGUCCAGGAAGGUGUAACCACUAAGAAUAUUAUGCAAAUGAGGAAAGGAGGAAGCGAGCUGCCACUGUGAGAAAGAUAUACUGUAAACUAGUAUUAUUAUGUAAUACAAAGGUCAUACUCUAGAUUGUUAUGAUGAGGUUGAUGCUAGGUCAAGUUGUUAUAACGAGGUUGAAACUAGGUCUAGGUUGUUAUGAUGAGGUUGAUACUAGGUCAGGUUGUUAUGAUGAGGUUGAGACUAGGUCAGGUAGUGUAACCCAGACAAGCUCUAUAGCCAGAUGAAGUGGCUAGAAAGUACUCUACUUGUACUGAGUUCAGUUAGUGUGUCAGUGUCAGACGGAGUAGAGCCAGCUUUAGAUCAGAUCCCAAAAGUAAAACCAGACCUUAUUUAGUCUUACUUGAGCUAUUGUUAGAUAUAGUGGUGAUAGCCUGAUAGUAGCGGUAGCAAAGACCAGAAAUGAACGGAUGAAAUACCUAACAUUAGAAACAAUAUUGAAUCUAUAGAAAAAGAGAUAAGAAAACAAUAUCUGACCAAAAGCUUCUGUUACUGAUCUACAGGUUUUCCUGUCUGACCAAAAUUGGAAUCAAUAAGACAGCAACCAAUCAGAACAGGCCAUCAUGAUUACCUCAGCGUUCUGUUUGAUCUGUUAUCAGAAUCACAAACGGCAACGGACUCUGUCAAUGUUUUGACUGAUGCAGUCAUGUUGGCUUAGGGAGUUGCUUCAGAAAAAAAGAAACAAGGAGUAAUUGUAACACAGGAAUGACCUAGAUAGAUCAUUAGGUUGAAUCCGCACAGAUCUGUUUUUCUGGUGUAGAAAUAUACAAUCUAGAUAGGACACACCGUUCCAUGUUAAGUGAUGCAUUAUUAAUGUCUCUGAAUCAUCAGUGCAACAGAUCUAGAAUUAGCGCAUUUACGUUAUGUAACAUCUAGAUGAGUCAACUGAACUGCGUAUGCAGCAACACCACCGAGCGAUGUUGGUGACUUGUGAGAAAAGGGGAUGUUGAGCAAUGUUUCCCGUGGGUAGGGGCACAGAGUGCACUCGAUACAUACUAACCAACCGUGGUUGUGUAAUACCUGGCAGGCUCUCUAGCUGGCAUUUUAUAAAGUAACAGAGACCUUGGCUCUCUCCUCUGGUGUGGCCGUUGGGGAGUCACAGCCAGUUGAAUAACAAGUCACGUCUGUCUAUAUGUCAGCUUCAGUACCCACUGUUAUGACACACAGACAGACUAAGCAAUAAGUCACAAGUUAGUGAUUUGCAGAGGUGUAUCAUUCACCUACAUGUUUAGAAGUCUUUGAUAGAUUAUUAUAGAUAAUAUUGCCAUAAGAGACCAAUGUGACCUUACAGCCACAUUUACAAAUAGCACACCUGGCAACUGAUAAAGGUUAUAGAGGGACAUUAUUAGAAGUCGAUACAUAGACGGUUUGGCCUCCCUUCCCCGCCUUCCCUUUCUCCCUCCCUGAAUGCCCGUCACUCAGUAACUGCAGCCCUGGCACUAGGUCAGACUGGCCCUGUUAUGUGACUGUCUGGUGCAGCGCUGUUAUACAACACUAUACAGAGAGAGCUUUAGACACUGCAGCUCAGAACUUCCCUUACCCGCGCCGCCUGCCUAGCACCCUCCGAGCAGAGUUGACCGAUAUUCCUGUGAGUGGAGUGGAAAGGGUACCAGUCGUGCCGCUGCCCUACUCACCCUCCCUCUCUGUAUACAUCCGGGCUGGCCCACGUCAAUACCCCACCAUCUCCUCCACGGAACUCCGAUAAGGGUUACGUCUAGCAAAGUAAAGUAGUUUUGAGUAUGAGGGAUUGUGAAAGGUGAUCAAAAGGAAUGUUCAGAUGCAAAUCCAAGAUUAAACAUUUCUUACAUAAUGUAAUGAUUAUGUCAUAGUAGUGUCAGAUUUGCAGUUAUGAAGUCAUGUGAACUCAAGAAUACCCUGAACUAAUCGCAUCAUGAGUUUCUAGGACUGUACGUUUUGUCUAGAUCAUCACCAUUGUACAGUAACAUUGAAAUACAUUGAAUGCCUAAUGUAUGUCACAGUGGGAAGGCACAGUAUUUAUGGUAACUAAUUAAUCUUCUCUCUCAUAUUAUCUCUCUUUCUAUAGUGCGUUUCCUCGUGAGCGAUCUCAGCCUCAAAGGAAAAGUCUUCCAGUAGACGAACUGACCUAAUUCACUUCUACAUCCUAGAGACUUCAAGGAUUACAGAAGAACCUACUUCGAGCAGUUGAAACUCAAAUUUCACAAACUUUGUCACGUAAUUUAACCAAUGAGGUUCAGCCUUAGAGAAGCACAAAUACCUCACCCCGAGUUUUUCGCAGAUCCUGCGACUUAAAGAGAAAGAAAAUACAAAUAAGUUCUCUCUCCAACGAACUUUCGUCCUCUCCCUUACCCCCCUUUGCCCUUAAUGCCAGAUCACCAAUCUGGUCAAAAGGACUCAACAAUGGAAAGCCUGAAUCUUCACUUCGCAUCGCCCAACAACAACGACCUGGACAUAGACACAUACUCUAACUACAGCGAGAGCCUCCCGCCACUGUCUCCCAGACCCGGUGACGAUGAUGUCCCGCGCCGCCAGACCAAAGGCGGCUCAAAGAACAGCAUGUCCAGCCGUCGCAAGCGGGAGUUCAUCUCAGACGAAAAGAAGGACGCUUCCUACUGGGAGAAGCGGCGCAAGAACAACGAGGCGGCCAAGCGUUCCAGAGAGAAGAGGAGGAUGAACGACAUGGUGCUGGAGAACCGUGUGAUGGCGCUCAACGAUGAGAACAGCCGUCUGAAGACGGAACUCCUGCAGCUGAAGCUUCGCUUCGGCCUCAUCAGCACUGCCUCCUACAUGGAAAAGAGCCAGCAGCUCUCCAACAGUGGAAACGGGCAGUCCAGUGCUGGUAACCCCUACUUCUCAAGUAGCGGGUACUCCAGUGCCUGUGGUAACACUCUGCUGAACUCCGACUCGUCCGAAGCAGAACAGUCCACCAGAGGCGAACGCCACACCCCACUCCCAAAAUACUCCCCAAGAGGAUCCCUCUCCGACGGGUGCAUGUCUGACGACUCCUCCAGCCCUGAGCCCAUGGGUUAUGAGAUCAAGAUGGAGUCCAACGACACUGACAUGGAUGCUGGUCUCCCUACUGGGAUCUCUUUCAACGGUGGCCACCAACACAUGUCCCAAGAGGCCGACUGUGCCAUGGACUUCCACCACAACCACCAGAACAACUACCACCAGGAGUCUGCCAGCCCAGCACCCCAGCAGGCAGCGGCCCCAGCCCAGAGGAGCGUGAUCCAGAUGUACCGCUCCCCUAGCUCCUCCUAUAUGGAGAGCCAGAACCAGAGGCAAGCAGAGGACAUGGAACAACAACAGUCCCAGGCCCAACAAAGCAGGCAGUCCGACAACACAGAGACCAUCACAGAGGAGGUCCAAAGGUACCGAGCCCGCGAGGAGCAGCAAAGACAUCAGGAGACACAGAGAAGCCAGUACAGCUCUUAUCAGAACCAAGAUGGCGGGCACAAGGAAGGAUUCGCCCCAGAGCUCCUUCACCACAGUAGCGAAGAAGGCAACAAGUCAAGCCACUCCUCCAACCAGCGCCACCACAACAGCGCCUAUGUCAGUACCCUGGAUGAGGAGGAGCCCCCAGUGCUCACGUACGAGGGCGGCCCCAGGGCCGGAGAGGGCUACUACACAGAGUCCCACCCUGGGAAAGACACUUCAUCCAGUGAUGGUGACCAAAGGAGCUCAGACAAAGAAGGUGGUUCCACCAGCGAUGAGGAGUCACCGUCAUCUUCGUCUUCCGAGGUCGGAAGCUACAACCAGAGGGCGACAUCACAGACGUCGGCGCCACAGAGUCAGAGCGGAGACGAUCAGGCCACCUACCUGCCCCACAAGCUCCGCCUGAAAUACAGAGCACUGUCCAAUCAGGGGGAGGCUCCAAACAGUAGCCCCGCCUCCUCCACAUCCCCCUCACCCUCUCAUCCCCAGCAUCCCUACCUGGCCCUGCCUAGCAACCACCAACAUGGCAGCCAUAGCAACGGGGAAAGCAAAGAGGCAGAGAACGAGUCAGAGUUCUGCUAGCAGCGGGAAGCAAGAGAAAGAGAGGAGGUGUGGAAGGAACGCAAAAAGGGAUCCAGCGCAGGGAGGAAGAAUAAGAGGUGUGAAUAAGAGAGCACCAAAGACUCUUUGAGAUACUGUGACCAACAACCAACCUCAGUUCUGCCUCAUCAUCAGGUGUCUCUCUCCUGGUCACCACUAUGCCAACAGACAGUCCACUUCGAUGAUAAUAAUAACAAGGACAAACAAACUGAUGUUCACAAUCACCACAGACAGAUUCAACAGACUUGGUUCACUGUGUCACCAUGUUUUUACAUGGACCCUUCUCCUUCCCUCACUCCAUCAUCAAUCCAAUCCAUGAACAAUGAUAAUAAUAGAUCACUUAUUGGUUCAGCAAAGGUGGUGGAGUGAAAAGAAUGAGGGGAAUGGAAUGGAUGGAACUCACAUUUCUGUGAUUCUGUUUCCUUCGGGAAAAUACAAACAUUACAUCACAAUGGAAGGUUAGAAUGAACGUUGGAAUGGAAGGCUGUUUUCAGGCUCUGGUUUGAACUCUCAAGUGGCCCAUUUCUUUGUGGGUGGUAAGGCAUUCUGGGAACAUUCCCAUGACCAAAGAAACACGUCCACCCCCCCGACAAUGAGUUCCAUUCUUCCUCCCCACCAACAAAACAGCUGUACCAGUUUCCAUUACUCCCUAAACCCCUAUCCCUGCUUUAUGCAGAAUAGGACACCCAAUCAUUUUUCAAGCACUUGGAUUGUACAUAACUGUGAUAUAUAACAUGUACAUAUAUUUAAAUAUAUUUUACAAAGAAAAAAAAGAAAAACAACAAAAAAUAACAAGGAGAAAUGGAAGUGGAAAGGAAAAGCAAUCAGUUUGUCCUUGUGAGAAAGUUUUUGUACAGUCCGUUCUCAAUGUCAUUGAAAUGCCUCAAGUUAUUUUCUUUAAAGAUGUCUGUAUGAACCACCGCUUUAAGAAACUCUUUAUUUUAGAUUCCAUGUCACUAGAAAAUGCCUGGAGCAACCUAAUGUCAAUUUACCUUUUACUGACCUCUUACACACAUACAGAAAGCCCUUGUCAAGGCCAGUUACGAGCAUAUCACAAGACUACACACUACACUUUUUGAAUGGUAAAACCAUGAAUACAAAAGCACAGUGCAAUCCAGAGCUCAACAAAUUCUCAAUUAAUUAGACUUACUGAUCAUAGGAAUCAAGUAGUAAGUGCACUUGAGAAGCAAUGGGGAAACUGCUCUCUUCUCACUCAAAGGUGCUUCUACUUUUCAUAGGCCUAUAGAACCAAUCCCCAAUCUUGGCCUUUACAUUGAGUUGCUUUAUCAGCUGUGGAUCAAACAGGCUGUACUAGUUAAACGUCUCACAUCCACGUGCCUGCCUACUGGCCGUUCUGUAUAAAUGUAAAGUUCUCUAUCUCUCUUGGAUACUGUUAUUAUUAUUAUUUUAUUAUGUUAUUAUUAUAAUUGUGAUUCUUUUCUAUUUUAUUCAGUUAUUUGGGGGGUUACUGUGUGUUUUUCCGUCCCCUGGUAUCUUCCUGAUUGUGAUACUGUAAUGUAUGUAUUUCACCCAUGUCCCUAUCCCUUGACAUUUGUACUCUGUGAUAUUGUUCAACGUUUGUGGUUUGCCGGAUGGUUAAGGAAAUUGAUUGUCCAGAAAUGGAUAAUGCAAUGGUUAUAAUGACAACAACUCAUUUCGAUUGUUGAAAGAUUGAAAAGAUUGAAAAAUAAAAGGAUGUUG